UUCCGGUUGAAAUGGCAAAACACAAAAUCUCUGUAUUUCGUAAUUAAAACAUUGAAUACGUCGCAAAACACAAUGCCUUCCGGUAGACAAUUAGAGUCUGUAACUGUUUUAAUCCCCAGAACUUUAGAUCAGAGAAUAUUGCUUACAAAAUGUGAAACAGGAGGGUUAUGGUUACCAACUUGUCAAAGAAAUGAGGAAGAAACAUUACACACAGUGGCACAAAAUCUCUUACGAAAGAUAACAGGCCAGGAUGUUGGUAUUAAGGAGGUAGUGAAAACAAACUUUCUUCACUUUGUUAAUGCUCCAACUGCAGUAAACCUGAUAUAUUUGGCUAUGCCAAUUAAAGAAAUAUCCACGUGUGAUCGGGAAGCUGUAUGGCUCUCAAUAGAAGAAAUGGAGGAUCGAAUCAAGAUUUUGCCCUCAGGAAUUCUAGGUUUAGAACCCUUGAAUUUAGUCAAGAUCCUUCAUGAUGGUGCUCAUGGUAACAGCAUUGUUGAGACUUGUGUGGAAUACAUUGAAACAGAGAAAGUAGAUUCACCUCAACUAACUGCUGCAGAAUCACUGAUUAAAUCAGCCAAGUUUGGCAAGAAAGAGCAAGCUUUGUAUUUCCAAGAGUAUAUGGAUUUCUGCUUACCAAGUCAUUAUAUGAGUUAUGAGGUAUUUGAGAAGUACAUGCAGUUUAAAGGUUUAAAAGUUGAUGACAACAUGACAGAUUUCUUCAGAGCAUUUGACCUUCACAAGAGAAAGUUUUUAACCUUCAAGGAAGUUUUAUUAGGUUUAGCAGCAUUAGAACCCAGUACACAGCAUGGUGGUAUGCCUGCUGAAAUGAGAUGUAGAUAUAUAUUUAGAUUCUACGAUAAAAACUCAGAUGGACACUUACAAUAUGAUGAAUUCAGACAUAUGGUUAAAGACAUCAGAAGCUUUAAGAAUUUGAGUUUAGAUGAGGAGUCGGUGGAAGAAGAUGCUGUUAAGAGUGCUAAAUUAUUUGGAGCUGAGAGUAAGAAUAAGUUACCAUUAGGAGAGUUUUUACAGGCUGUAGGACAAUUGAAGUUUAGAGGAACAUCAGUACUGUUCAGACUUCAACAUUCAUCUACAACAUCAUUAAAAUUAUUAGAAAAACCAAUUGAGAAUUCCUCACCUAUGAAAGAUGAGAGUAUGGAACCACCAUCAUCAAAGAGACUUCGUCCAAAGAUGUUAGACUCAAUUAGAAACUCUCCUCCCAGAAAACUAAAUAUGACAGAUACAGAUGGUGAACUAUUUAAGUUACCUGAUGUUAGACCAUUAUCAGCUAAACAUCCCCAAUUGCCUAGAUAUGAGUUAGCUACCCAUACCAUCAAAGUGAGAAGAACAGGUGUGCUGGCUGAUGUAGUCAAGCUAUGGGAUUUACAAGGUACAACAGCAGUAUCUGGUAGUGCCUUCAGCCAUCUGGAGGGUGACAUCAACAGAUUUCAGAGGAUGGGGUCAAUCGACUCAUUUAACCAGAGGUCACAUCCAAAUGAAAUGUUGACUGGACUGAGAUAUUUCGAAAGAGCUUUGAAGGGAGAUAAUGGAAGUCCUGCAAAGCAAGCUUUUGACUGGGGUCAAGUGGAAAAGAAUGCUUUAGCUAAAUGUCUUCUAACCUUAUGUCGACAAACCAAAGAAAUCUUAUCUGAUGAACCGAGGCUUGUCAAACUGACCGCUCCUGUUUAUAUUUUAGGUGAUAUCCAUGGUAACUACAGAGAUUUAGUGUGUUUUGAGAAAGCCCUGUGGAGAAUGGGGCCUAUGUUGACACCAGCCUCCUUCUUGUUUCUUGGUGAUUAUGUAGAUAGAGGAGAAUAUGGGGUGGAGGUUAUUUCCUAUUUAUUUGCUGAAAAACUGUUAGCACCAGAAAAGUUUGUACUUCUAAGAGGUAACCAUGAACUCAGAAGUGUGCAGGAAAUGUUUUCUUUUAAAACUGAGUGUAUUGCUAAAUUUGGAGAUAGUAUUGGUCUUCAGAUCUGGGAUGCUGUCAAUGAUUGCUUUGAUUGUAUGCCAAUAGCAGCUACUGUAGAUGAUAGGAUAUUCUGUGUACAUGGAGGUAUACCAGGCCCUGAAUCAGAAAGUUGUUUGAUAGAAAACAUCAACAAAGUACCUUGUCCACUCAGAGACCCAGAAAUAGAAAGUCCAUUAGCUUGGGAAAUAAUGUGGAGUGAUCCAAUUAGUGUAGAACAAGUAACACCAGAGUUAAAGGAGGAGUUAGAAAAACAGAAAGGUUAUGUGUAUAACUCACGGAGAGGAACGGCACAUUUCUUUAGUAUUGAAGCAUUAACCUCAUUUCUAGAUAUAAAUGGACUAUCACAUGUCAUCAGGGCUCAUGAAGUACAGGAGGCAGGAUUUCAGGUACAGCAACAGGGUAAAUUAUUAACUGUCUUUUCCUCCUCCGGAUAUUGUGGUGGAUCUAACGAAGCAGCUUGUGUUUUAGCGGACAAUUUUAAACUCAGAAUGAUACGACUCGAUACAACUUGAAAAGGGAGAUAACUCUAGUCAAAAUACAGUAUUGUGAAAAUGUGGAAUUUACCAGUUUCAGAAGAAAAUGGCAGCUAAAGUUUUAUGUACUUUUUUUGUUAAUGAAUUUGUUAUGAAAUAUCUAUUGUUGAAGGGUGACAACAAGGAAAAUUGUUUAACAAUAAGAUAUAUAUUUGAAUAGCCUAGCUAACAGCUUUGAACAGUUGAAAAUAUGACGUUAGAUUUACGAAAAGAAUAGAAAAGGAAUGAUUUUAAUAGAAACAUUAUUUUAAAGUGUUAUUUUAAAUAUUUUCAUUGUCAUUUUUAUUGCUUCUGCAUUGACCAUGUUGACAUUUUGAUCAAAACAUUCUGAAAUACUGAGAUGUCUCAUACUACUUUGAAUUCAUUUAUAUUCCUGGGUACCAAUUUUUCGUGGAUUGAGGAUAGAUAGCAUUUCACAGAUAAUUGAUUUCAAGGAUUUGCCAAAGUCUCCAUACAAGCCUAUAAAAAAUUUGUAACUUAUUGAAUAUUCAAAUUAGUUUCUCACCUGACCCACAAAUUCCACAAUAUUAGGUAUCCCAUGAAUAGUAAUGAAUCCACAGUUCAUUGUAUGCAUAAUAUCAUGUAACACCAUAUAUUCAUUUAUAUAUUCAAUGCAUCAAUUUUUACAUUUUAAUGCAUCCAUUGAAGCACUAUAAAUCUUUGUUUUGUUAUCUGUUUCUUGUGGUUUGUGUCAUGUAUUCAUUAUAGUCAAUUGUUGAAUUUAGAGUUUUAGUCUCAAGAAAUUACUGUUUUUGUAGCUUUUGUGUUAUUGUAAACAAUAUUUUAAGAAACUAGAAAUCAGCAUUUUGCAGCAUGGCAGCUUAAGCCUUGACUUGUUGGAAGAUAUAUAACCUCAAUAUUUUUAAAAACAUGUUUUUUGUGUACGGAAGAAGGACAGUUAGUAUAUUGGAUAAUUUUAUAUAUUUUUUUCAUGUUUUGAAGGUGGAUGGUACAUAGAAAAUAAAGUCUCUUUAUUUUUCCCAGUGAACUAGAUUCAAUUAUAGAUUAACUUACAAAUGGUUUGAUAUUCCAUAAUAUUCGUGUUUGUAAAAUUUUAUGUUAAUGUCAAAACAAUGUUGUGAUACAUCAGUUCCAAGACAUAUAUUCAAUACUUACAAAUAUUGAAUCAAGUUAUUUUUAUUUUUUGCUUGAACUUUCUAUUGUAAAGUAGCAUUCUUAAUAAUUUGUUUUUAGCUAGGUUAUUAAGGUUCUUCAUGAAUUAUGGUCCACAAUUUCUUGACUAUAACAAAAAUGCUUGUAAUAGUAAGGAAAAUUAGGUUUGAUGUCAUUUGUUCCCCUCUUGUUUAUUAUAAGUAUUUACACUAUAAACCCAUUUUUUGUGUCAAAAUGUGACGAUCAAACAAUCUUGAUAAUUAAAUACUUUAUGGUUACCAUAGCUAAUAUGAUAUGAAUGUUUAUUUAGUGAAUGCAUUGAGAGGUAAAGUAAGAUUUGUGAUUGGGAAAAGUAAUAACAUUUCACUUGCAUAGAUCAGUCCUAUGUACACCUUCACAUAAACACACACAUAUAUAUAUUUAUCAAACGCAAUCAUAUGUUUGAACGUUUUUUUUUUCAAUUUAGACUUGUAUAUACAUUAUCACAUUCUUGUGUCAGGUCUUUGUUAAUUAAAAAUCAGAUUUAUUUGUAUAUGUUGUAACUGUGAAUUUAUUCACAUUAAACUUUGAUGGUUUUAGCUCAAAUCACAAAAUAAGGUAUAUUUUUUAUAUUGUAAGUCUCUAAGACAAAGUGCUGUAAUUUUUUUUUUUAUUUCAGAUAACAAAUGUUAAUGUUUUUAUGAUUUUAAUAUUAUUUAUAUUUUUAUCUAUAAGGUAGGAUGAAAUAAGUGUACACUAAUUAUUUUCCCUCUUGAAAAAAAAAUGUUAUUAUUUUAAGUUGUUACAAAUUUUUCAUGUUGUGAAUAAUAGAUUCAGAAAGGUAGAUGCAUGAAUCAAAAACUACUCUCCCAUUCAUAGCAUCUGUAGUGAUUUUCCUGCAUUAAAUUUUAGCAUAAUCACAAAAAAUUUAGCACUAUCACAUAAUCAUAAUUUGCAUUUAGCCAGCAGGAUUCACAAUAUAAAUUUAGGCAUCAAUUUCUGAAUUUGUGGUAUAAUGAUUUGCAUAUUUUGUAUUAAUUUUCCACUGUAAUUGAUUUAUGCCUAUUAGCGGUCGAGUAAAGGAAUCAUAUCAUCAAUUUAGCUUUUAAUUCCGAUAGUUUUGAUAGUAGUUAUAUAUUUAUUUGUUAAGUCAGUUAAACUGAUUAAUGCCAAAAAGCAGUUCAUAAAGAAAUGCAACUUAUUGUGGGGAUGUUUACUUGUUUUUGUUUACAGUCAUGUCGCACAUUCCAUAAACAUUUCAUUAUUGUUUUAACCAUUUAGUAUGUAAAGAUGAUUUAGUCUAAUCAAUAAAUUUGUUGAUAAAUGAAGAAAUUAUUAUGAAAUGAAGGCUCCAACUCACUCAGGUCAAGAUUACGUUAGAUAAAAAUAUUGCCACUCAUUUUCACUCUCGCCUACUUUGGAUUCAUUUAUUUUAGUGGGUACCAAUUUUCGAUGAUUUCAGAAAACUUGCCUUUCUGUGGAUAUAUAACUUCGUGGUUUUGCUAAAGUCUGCAUACAACCUGAUGAACAGUUUGUAAUUCAUUGAAUUUUUAAAAUCGUGGUUCACCUGUACCAACGAAAACUGGUAACCAACCAAUAAUAAUGAAUCCACAGUAUUUUGGUUGUAGACCUCAGGACAUGAAACUUUUUAAAACAUUCAAAGUUAUAUUAGCUCAAGGAGAUAAUGUGUAGAGGCAAUCAAUGAUUCACAGUAGUACUGAACAAAAUUAGCAAAUUUGGUAAAACCUUAGGGAUUAACCGUGAACUUUUAAAUAAAGGCUGUAUUAUCGAAAUAGAAUAGAUUAUGACCCCCUGGAAUAGAUAACUGUAGCUGUUUUAAACAAACAUGUUUUAAAUUUUUGAUCCUCAAUGCUCCUAUAUUUUCUACUUUAUUUGGACUUUUUACUUUAUUUAUUCCAGAGUCACUGAUGAGACUUUUGUAGACGAAAGGCCUUUCUGGUAUCUAGUAUCUAUGUUGACUUUAAAAAAAUAUAGAUAAUUAUUUUUUAACAUAAAUUCAUGAUCAUCCUGUGUAGAUUAUUCUAGUGUAGGAUAGGGAACUUAUAUUUAGUUGACAAAAAUGGAAAGAUACCAGUUCUUAUGAGUAACCAGAUAGGACAAUAUAUUUUAUUUUUAUAAUCUAAUGUUUAUUGUGAGAUUGAAGAAUCAAUUUUAUUGUUAUGUAGUUAUAAGAGUGUAGCUUUUGUUAAAGUAAAGAAAAAAUAUUUCAA
This is a messenger RNA of Mytilus trossulus (common blue mussel), 5828 nucleotides long. RefSeq lists its product as uncharacterized. Gene Ontology annotation, cellular component: nucleus; cytoplasm. Gene Ontology annotation, molecular function: calcium ion binding; protein serine/threonine phosphatase activity. The transcript is spliced from 20 exons. The record is from RefSeq and is a predicted model, not a curated record. Bases 73 to 2484 code for a protein of 803 amino acids. NCBI's taxonomy places the organism in Eukaryota, Metazoa, Mollusca, Bivalvia, Mytilida, Mytilidae.